AGACACUAAAAUCACCAAGACCUUUUCUUAUUGGCUCUUUUUCUUUCUCUCUCUCUCAUCUGAUCGAAGAGAAAUAAAGGAAUCACUUAGACAAAAAUGGCGAUGUGGGUUUUUGGUUACGGCUCUCUCGUAUGGAAAGCCGGUUUCAACUUCGACGAACGACUCGUCGGUUUCAUCAAAGGCUACCGCCGCGUAUUCUAUCAAGGCAGUACUGACCAUAGAGGGACACCGGAGUUUCCAGGGAGAACGGUGACUUUAGAGCCUGCCGAUCCCCACGAAGUCUGUUGGGGUGCUGCUUAUAAGAUUACCAAGAAGGAAGACCAAGAAAUUGCAUUAACGCAUUUAGAAGUGAGAGAGAAACAGUAUGACAAGAAGGCCUAUGUUGAUUUUUUCACUGAGCCUUUGGCUACUACUCCAACUGUUUCAGGAGUAAUGGUAUAUAUUGCUUCUCCAGACAAGAAAGCCAAUGUGAACUACUUGGGCCCAGCUUCCAUUCAAGAUAUUGCCAAGCAAAUUGUUCAAGCCGAAGGCCCCUCGGGACCCAACAGAGACUACCUAUUUCAGCUUGAAAAGGCUCUUCUUCAAAUUGGAUGUGAAGAUGAACAUGUAAUUGGUCUCGCGAAUGAAGUGAGGCGAAUCCUCUCAGAAUCGGAAUCAAUUUCGCACAAUUCAUGAUCCUAUUGAUUUGAUCAUGCAAUUUCAGUCUCAUACAAAUAAAUAAAAGAAAACUUUGAUUUAGCAGUGUAGAAUUGAGAUUUAUAGAAAAGGGGCAAAUUGAAAUUGUUCCAACAUUCAAAUCUUUUCUUUAGUAUAAGUGUCAUUUUGGCUUAUACAAAACUAAUUUGUAGAUUGGAAUUCUAGUAAUGAUUUCUCCUCUCAUGUUUUGGAUCC
Molecule: messenger RNA, 891 nt
Organism: Cannabis sativa
Lineage: Eukaryota; Viridiplantae; Streptophyta; Magnoliopsida; Rosales; Cannabaceae
Product: gamma-glutamylcyclotransferase 2-3
Exons: 8
Coding region: 97-675 (192 amino acids)
Biological process (GO): glutathione catabolic process
Cellular component (GO): cytoplasm
Molecular function (GO): glutathione specific gamma-glutamylcyclotransferase activity; gamma-glutamylcyclotransferase activity
Source: RefSeq, a predicted model, not a curated record